CUACUUGGGGAUCAGUAUGGAUGUGGCAGCCGGACAGGGGAUGUCUGUGACGGGGGUCCGACUGCGGAACCAACCGGCGCAAAUGAUGCCGAUCCAGAAGAAGGUGAAAGCCAGACGGAAAGGAAGAAAGAAGUUGGUUUUAAUCCAGAUCUGUUUGUUCGGAGGCUUGCUUCUGUUCGUUAAAGGCUUUUCCUUCUUAGCGGAGAAUUCAGGGUUUCACAUCUCCAGUCACAGCACAGAGGACCAGGAGAGAUUGGGUGGGAGGAGGCUACUGCAGGAAAUGGACAACAGCAGCCUGGAGGAAAUGGAGAGUGAAGAAUCUAAGAAUUGCACUGCACCAGCUCUGCACGAGUUCCCUACAGACCUGUUCACACACAAAGAGAGAACCGAAGGAGCUGUGGCCCUACACGUCCUCUGUACCAUCUACAUGUUCUGUGCCCUGGCUCUGGUCUGUGAUGACUACUUUGUCCCCUCCCUGGAGAAGAUAUGUGAGCGUCUCCAUCUCAGUGAGGAUGUCGCAGGUGCUACGUUCAUGGCUGCAGGCAGCUCUGCUCCUGAGCUCUUCACAUCUGUCAUAGGGGUGUUUAUCACCAAAGGUGAUGUGGGAGUGGGUACCAUUGUGGGCUCAGCUGUCUUCAACAUCCUCUGUAUCAUCGGUGUAUGCGGCUUCUUUGCUGGCCAGGCAGUGAAGCUCUCACAUUGGGCUCUUCUCCGAGACUCAAUCUAUUACACCUUUUCUAUCAUCGCCCUCAUUGUAUUCAUAUACGACGAGAAAGUGUGCUGGUGGGAGUCUCUAGUCCUGGUCAUCAUGUAUGCAGUCUACAUCCUUAUUAUGAAGUUUAACGGCAGGGCACAACGCUACUUUGACCGUCGAAAGAAAGGCUCUGUAAAUCUUGCCAAUGGGUUAACAGGAAGUACUGACCUGGAGGACGUCACAUGUGAUGCUACUGCAGUGCUGCUUCAGAAAGCUAAUUUCCACUGUAAGCCAUCAGUGCUGAUGGUCGAUGAGCUGCUGUCUGCGUAUCCACACCAGCUGUCUUUUUCUGAAGCUGGAAUGAGGAUCAUGAUCACCAGUCAUUUCUCCCCCCGAACUCGUCUCACCAUGGCAUCACGCAUGCUUAUCAAUGAGAGACAAAGAUUGAUCAAUACCACUGAGACUCGAGUCAACCGCAUCACUAACGGCGACUCGGAAUCAGCAGGCAGAACUCAGGGGAGGCGGGGCUUAGAGAAUGGGAUGGGCGGAGCCGAGCAGGGUCUGAACAGGAGGUGCAGACUUCAGCGGUUGGAGUCUGGCAACGAGACCGAAAACGAAAACGAGGACAAUGACAAUAAUGAGAAUGACGAGGAGGGAGAGGAUGACAAUGAGGGUCCUCUGGUGCCUUUCAGACCUCCAGCUGGUGUGUGUAACAAGCUCAAGUGGCUGACCAUGUGGCCGCUGUCCCUGCUUCUGUUCUUCACCGUGCCCAACUGUGCCAAACGGCGCUGGGAAAAAUGGUUCAUGGUUUCCUUCCUCACCGCCACCAUCUGGAUCGCUGGCCUCUCUUACAUUAUGGUCUGGAUGGUGACUGUAGUUGGUUUUACCCUGGGCAUCCCUGAUGUGAUCAUGGGCAUCACCUUCCUCGCUGCAGGCACCAGUGUCCCAGACUGUAUGGCCAGUGUUAUAGUGGCACGACAAGGUAUGGGCGACAUGGCCAUCUCCAACUCCAUAGGCAGUAAUGUGUUUGACAUCCUGGUGGGCCUGGGCCUGCCCUGGGCGCUGCAAACACUCUGCAUCGAGUACGGCUCCAACGUUCACCUGAACAGCAGAGGACUAAUUUUCUCCGUUGGGCUUUUAUUAGCCUCAGUAUUCUUCACAGUCCUCGGUGUUCAUUUGAACAAGUGGACUCUAGACCGGCGACUGGGCUUGGCCUGCAUCAUCAUAUACGCCAUCUUCCUGUGUUUCUCCAUUCUCAUCGAGUUUAACGUCUUCAUCUUUGUCAACCUCCCUAUGUGCCGAGACAUCCACUGACAUUCUUCUUCUUCCCCUUCCUUUUCUUCUUCUUUUUUCUUGCUUCUUCCAUGGCUAACUGGAGAAACCUAAACCUGGAUUCCACCUUCUUGACGCCUUGGUACCCAGUCCUUCCUUUUUUCUGAUUAGAAAAUAUAAUUCUGUAUGGUUCACCUUUGGUGCGAUACAACACAAGAGAGAGGAUCGUUAUGGUUGUGUUUGUGGAUGGGACAGGAGGCACAAAAUGAAAGUCUCAGCAACACAGAUUGUAGCCAGUCAUGGUGUGAUGGAUAGAAAUGUUGACUAGGGCGACCGCAACUGGACUGAGGCUACUGCUGGUGGAGUUGCUGGACCGGACUGGAUUGGACUAACUGGUGGAAAAGCGAGGAAUCUUGCGCUAUAACAGCGAUUUUUAGCUGGAUUGUUUGUUACUCUUUGUACAAGUUUGGAUAUAAGCACACAAUUAAGAUAUUUUUAAGAAAAAACUGGCUUUCUCUGUUUAUAUUUGAGGAUUCUAUACAGUAAGUAUAUAUAGUAGUCAGUAUAUGGGAGUUUCAUAUGCAUCACUGUAACGCUGUGUUGCACAGUGUUGCUACAGCACAGUGAUUGGAUGGAUUUGCCGGUAGUGCACUCUGAACACUGCAAUGUGUCUCCCUCGCUCCAAAUCAGCCAACUUCGCAUGCUGUACUAGCCACAAAUCAACUUUUAACUUUGCACUGACAGACAAAAGUUUGGAUAUUUAACACUAAUUCAAUAGAGUCCACUCUUGGCUGUUAACUUUCUCUCUACUGGCAUAUCUGAGUAGAUGUGGGUCUUUUUAUUUGUUUGUUUGUUUGUUUCAUAAAACCCACAUAGGAAAGGGAUUUCCCUGGAAAUUAUACCCAGCACUGUCACUUUAUUGAUUAGAAAUAAGAUUAUAUCAUUGCAAAGCAUCUACAGGUAAUCAAACAUGUAACUACUGACUUUUCCUAUAAAGGAUAGACCUCCUGUAUUAUAUGAAAAUGUUAGUUUUUAGUUUCUAAGUAAUGUGUAAUAUUGUCACUUCUUAAAGCCAAAAGUAUUUUUAGAAUAAGACUAUGUAGAUUUGGACCGAGGAGUCAGCCCGACUGCACAGUGUGUGUGUGUGUGUGUGUGUGUGUGUGUGUCUUUGUCACAGUCUUGAGGGGAACCAAAGAUACCACUGUUACUGGGAAGACAUAAUCAUGAUUUAUUUAUGAAUUAAUUUAUUCAAAGGUUAUGUCUAAACUCCAGUUUCAGCUCUUUGGAUCAUGUACAGUGUAUUCAAUGGAACACUGUCCCAUCUCCCAAGACAGAGCUGUACAAUGUACUGUACCUAAUAUAUAUAUAUAAUCUAAAUACUGGAAACUGACUUGAUGUUGUUUAUAUUUAAGAAUGGAACUUUGUAAUUUAUAAGUUUUGUAUAGUUUGGAAAGAUUCUGCAACAUUUGUACAAAAACUGAACAGUUUUCAAAGAUGAUGCACAACGUGUUAUCCUGCCUGUGUUUUGGUGAUGAUGGACUAGAACUGCAACCUUUAGAACCCUUUCACAUAUUCCUGAUAACAUGGUGGGCUAAUCCCUUCACAUGUUAAAUUAGCAAUGGAGGGGAUAUAUUCAGAAAAGAGCAGGAAAAAGUGAUACUUAAAGCUGCGUAUGACUUUCGUCACCAAUUUUUCAUCAAA
Sphaeramia orbicularis (orbiculate cardinalfish) is the source of this 3667-nucleotide messenger RNA. RefSeq names its product sodium/potassium/calcium exchanger 3-like. The coding region runs from base 17 to 2008 and encodes 663 amino acids. The record is from RefSeq and is a predicted model, not a curated record. Gene Ontology annotation, cellular component: plasma membrane. The transcript is spliced from 17 exons. Gene Ontology annotation, molecular function: calcium channel activity; calcium, potassium:sodium antiporter activity. Gene Ontology annotation, biological process: intracellular calcium ion homeostasis; calcium ion transmembrane transport. Lineage: Eukaryota; Metazoa; Chordata; Actinopteri; Kurtiformes; Apogonidae.